Messenger RNA from Saxophila tyrrhenica, 3036 nucleotides. RefSeq names its product Oxysterol-binding protein 3 (gene OSH3). The coding region runs from base 1 to 3036 and encodes 1011 amino acids. Gene Ontology annotation, molecular function: sterol binding. Gene Ontology annotation, cellular component: intracellular membrane-bounded organelle; cytosol; membrane. The transcript has 2 exons. Gene Ontology annotation, biological process: exocytosis; piecemeal microautophagy of the nucleus; maintenance of cell polarity. Lineage: Eukaryota; Fungi; Ascomycota; Dothideomycetes; Mycosphaerellales; Extremaceae. The record is from RefSeq and is a predicted model, not a curated record.
AUGGCAGGUAUUGAGCGGGUAGUGGUGCAUUCAAGGAGCUACGUCGUCCGCUGGAUCCAAGUCCCCGACCAGCAGUCCAUAUCGUGGUCCGUCGAGCCCAACAAGAAGAGCAUCAACUUUGGCAUCUUCAAACAUCCCGGCACGAAAAAUGGCCUUGCGCCGGUCAUCCCCACAACGGAAGAGACGACCGGACAACUUCCUCCAACACCAGGCGUUGAUGGCACACCCCAGGUCAGCACGACGAGCGCGAGAAGAGCUUCGGUGACUUCGGUGAAUGUGGUGGAGAAGCUUACAGCCAUUGGGCUGAAGUCAGUAGCAUGGACGGGGAGGUGUGAGGCGGACAAGGUGUCUAUGGGACGCUAUGACGUGCUGGAUGGAGAGGGAGGAAUGUAUGGGCUGGUGUUCGACAACACCUUCUCCAAGCAGACGUCCAAAACGGUCACAUUCGUGCUCAUGACGCACGGCAUCAAUGCGCCGCCGAAGCCGGGUCACCAUCUACAUUAUUCGCAAGCAUUUGCGGCCGGAAGCUCCAGUAGUGUUGGCAAGGGCUACAGUCCUGGACUCCAUCCAAUCACCGACUCGAACGAAUCGCUUCCGCAGACGAACGGACUGCAUCGCGGAUUUCUGGAGGAUCCAAGACCAAACUCGAAGGGAAAGGGUGUGGAGACCAAAGGCUCAGAAGGCACGAGCUUCUAUACUGGAGUCCUGAACAAGAAGCGCAGGAAGAAGGGGCAGGGCUAUGCGAAACGCUUCUUCUCGCUCGACUUCACCUCUUCAACUCUGUCGUACUAUCGGAAUCGACACUCAUCUGGACUACGAGGGGCUGUACCGCUGUCACUGGCUGCCAUUGGCGCAAACGAGAAGACACGGGAGUUCUCCGUUGAUUCUGGAGCCGAGGUGUGGCACUUGAAAGCUCUCAACAAGAAGGACUUUGCGGGCUGGCGAGAGGCGCUGGAACGAGCAUCAGCGUCCGUGAGUGCGAUAUCCGAGUCUGCAACGCCAGCGGCGACGCUCCAAGGGACGACUCGGCCUCCUAUCAUCAACCCUGCGGAAGAGAAGGAGUGGGCGAGAGUAGAGCAGCUGGUGAGCAAAGUGUCUGGUACUAGGGACGCUGUGCGUGCUCUUGCCAAGGACACGGAUCCGAAAUAUGCACUGGGAGCGAAUGGCGUCGGUCUAGGUUUGACAACCACCCAGAGCAGUAGCAAUGCGCCAAGCCCAUCUUCGUACGAAUCGAUCGGUUCAUACUUCCCAGAGACUGGCGAGCAACCACAGGAGAGGCGACCAUUUUGGAAGCGCCGAGCGAGUGCAGACCGUAGUCCGGCAGCACUCGUAAGGCGCAGUGUCUCUGCUCAGCUGGCGGUACCUACACCUGCGGGUGCAAUGAGUCCCAUGUCGCCCAUGCCAGCCGGAACACCAGGGAUCCAGAAGCGUCCUAGUAUGACAAAGCUGGCUCCAAUUGUCGACGAUGACGUGCAUGAGCGAUGCAUGGCGCUCUUGAGAGAUCUGGAUAAUGUUGUCACCGACUUUGCUGCUUUGGUCGCUGAAAGCAGAGCCCGCCGAAUACCACCACUCAAGCGAUCGAGCACCCGCAUGUCUAUUGAGUCGGUCGACCAGGAGUUCUUCGAUGCUGAAGAUGGCGACGGACCGAUGAGCCCUUCUCAGUUACUCAACAUCAGACGCUCGAGCGAGUUUGAAGAAGCGCGCGAUGAACUGCUCUUCGAGCACGGCUCUGACGUCGAGUCGGACACUAGUAGCGACGCUGGCGAUGCGGCCGCCGACUCUGCUGUUAACCGAACGCCAAAAACAGCACACUCACCACUUUUCCCUACUCGCCCACAGAAGAUCCCGCCAUUGCCGCAUCCACCCGUCAAACGCCGCACCGCCAUCUCCCCACCUAAGCAAGCACCUCCCUCCAUCAUCGGCUUCCUCCGCAAAAACGCGGGAAAAGACCUCUCGACCGUCUCCAUGCCCGUCACCGCCAACGAACCUACUUCUCUUCUCCAACGUCUCGCCGAAAGCAUGGAGUACUCACCUCUGCUCGACUCCGCUGCUGCACCGUCCCUUACACCAGCUGAAAGACUCAUGUAUGUUACCGCCUUCGCCAUCUCCUACUUCGCCGCCUCCCGCGUCAAAGAACGUGCCAUCCGCAAACCAUUCAACCCAAUGCUCGGCGAGACCUACGAGCUUGUGCGGGAAGAUCUUGGGUUCCGCUUCGUCAGCGAGAAAGUCUCACACCACCCUGUCCGCAUGGCGUGUCAAGCAGACAGUCUGACGAAUGGAGGAUGGUGUUUCACGCAAGCUCCACAACCCGUGCAGAAGUUCUGGGGUAAAUCUGUCGAACUCAAUACCGAAGGACGAGCGCGAGUAGUGCUGCACGAAAGCGGCGAAAGGUAUAGCUGGAACCAAGCAACCUGCUUCCUGCGCAACGUCAUUGCAGGAGAAAAGUACGUCGAGCCCGUGCAAAGCAUGACCAUCACCAACGAGACCGGCGGCCUCAAAGCCGUCGUCACCUUCAAAGCCGGCGGCAUGUUCUCCGGUCGCAGCGAAGAAGUCUCUGUCCAGCUGUUCGAUUCUGCCGCAGGCGACGCUCCCUUACCCCUCGGCCUCACAGGGAAAUGGACCGAAGGUCUCAAACGAACCGACACCGGCGUACAGAUCUGGACCGUCGGCCCCCUCGUCCCUGAUUCCGCAAAAAUGUACGGCUUCACGUCCUUCGCCGCCAGCCUCAACGAAACCACGCCCCUCGAAGCCUCCCACCUCCCAGCUACGGAUUCGCGACUACGUCCGGACCAGCAGGCACUCGAACGCAACGCCGUGGACGAAGCCGAGGGUCUGAAAGCGCGGUUGGAAGAGCGCCAGCGCGCGCGGAGGAAGGUGUUGGAAGCGCAUGGGAGGGUGUGGGAGCCGAGGUUUUUUGAGCUGGUGGAGGGGGUCGGGGAGGAUGUGUGGCGGUUGAAAGGGGAGGAGGUGGAGGGGUAUUGGGGGCGGAGGGAACGGGGGGAUUGGAGGGGGGUUGGGGAGGUUUUUGAGGUUUAG